AUGUCUGGAAUCAAGGCCGGCGACGACUUCCCUCAGGGAGUCUUUUUCAGCUACAUUCAGCCCUCACCUGAAAUCGCCGAAUUCUCUACCUGCGGUGCCCCUACCAACUACAACGCUAGCGAGGAGUUCAAGAACAAGAAGGUCGUCCUUGUCUCCGUCCCUGGUGCUUUCACUCCCACUUGCAGUGGCUCUCAUGUUCCUUCUUACGUUGAGAACAUUGACAAGAUCAAGGCCAAGGGCGUCGACCAGGUCAUUCUCUUCAUGUCCGAUCACAAUGCCAAAUUCUCUAGCAGCAUCGGCUGGAACCUCGGUGAGAGAACGGGCCGCUUCGCUCUUAUCGUUGACCACGGCAAGGUCGUUUACGCCUCCAAGGAUGACGACCCCAAGAGCAUCGAGCAGUCUGGUGCCCUCGGUGUUCUCGCUCACCUGUAA
This is a messenger RNA of Fusarium coffeatum, 432 nucleotides long. RefSeq lists its product as uncharacterized. The transcript has 3 exons. Gene Ontology annotation, cellular component: mitochondrion; cytoplasm; peroxisome. Lineage: Eukaryota; Fungi; Ascomycota; Sordariomycetes; Hypocreales; Nectriaceae. The record is from RefSeq and is a predicted model, not a curated record. Gene Ontology annotation, biological process: cell redox homeostasis; cellular response to oxidative stress; hydrogen peroxide catabolic process. The coding region runs from base 1 to 432 and encodes 143 amino acids. Gene Ontology annotation, molecular function: thioredoxin peroxidase activity.